Messenger RNA from Anguilla anguilla (European eel), 1532 nucleotides. RefSeq names its product MYD88 innate immune signal transduction adaptor (gene myd88). The transcript is spliced from 5 exons. Bases 421 to 1269 code for a protein of 282 amino acids. Gene Ontology annotation, cellular component: plasma membrane. Gene Ontology annotation, biological process: MyD88-dependent toll-like receptor signaling pathway; Toll signaling pathway; innate immune response. Gene Ontology annotation, molecular function: TIR domain binding; Toll-like receptor binding. The record is from RefSeq and is a predicted model, not a curated record. NCBI's taxonomy places the organism in Eukaryota, Metazoa, Chordata, Actinopteri, Anguilliformes, Anguillidae.
UCCUCAUUCUUCGGACUAAGGAAAUCACUUCAACCGGACAGACGCAUAGGCUACGUGAUUUCCAUAAAACAGAAUAGCACGCAUGAGAUCCGUACUACCACGCUCUAAUUCCGAAUUUUCAUUGAAUGUUUUAUUUAUUCGGUUAGGGCUCGAUCUGCAAGAAUGAAAGCGCCAGUUAAAAAUUUUGGUCUGAAUUCUUUUUAGACGGAGAACUGGUAAACCAAAACUUCGAUAAUACUCUUCAAAUUAGUUUUUCCUGAGUUUUACAACAACUGAAGCAGGAAUUGCAUUAUUACCUAGUAAAUGACCGCCAAUCAAACUUAAAAAUAAUACUUUAGGGACUAUAUUUUAUAUUGUGAAUUUUAAAAACCCUUUUUAAAUUUCCGCGCAGAAUUUGUACCUCUGUCUACGCAUGAGAAUAUGGCUGACAGUUCAAGCAUAGAUUAUUCGAGUAUCCCGUUGAUAGCUUUAAAUUUCAGUUUGAGGAAAGAGCUUGGACUUCACUUAAAUCCGAGGAAUACUGUUGCUGCAGACUGGGCUACAAUGGCUGAAAUGAUGGGUUUCAGUUAUAUUGAAAUAAAAAACUACGAAAAAUACGAUAACCCAACUGCAAAGAUUUUAGAAGACUGGCAGUCACGAUGUCCCAAAGCCACAGUGGGAAAGUUGGUGUCCAUGCUUGAAGAAGCGGAGAGAAAGGAUAUUCUGACCGAGCUAGCCUCCUUGAUUGAAAAGGACUGCAUUGCAUAUUUGAAGCGGAAGGAGGAGUCACCAGUUCAGGUACCUGAAGUAGACAGCUGGACACCUGAUAAGAAUGGCAUAACAACGAAAGACGAUCCGAUGGGCAACAUGCCCGAAAUGUUUGAUGCCUUCAUCUGCUACUGCCAGAGUGACAUUGAGUUUGUCCAUGAGAUGAUCCGACAGCUGGAGCAGACGGUCUACAGGCUUAAACUGUGUGUGUUCGACAGGGAUGUUCUCCCGGGCACUUGUGUUUGGACUGUCACCAGUGAACUCAUCGAAAUGAGGUGUAAGAGAAUGGUUGCAGUGAUUUCGGAUGAAUACCUUGACAGUGAAGCAUGCGACUUUCAAACCAAGUUUGCUCUCAGCCUCUGUCCAGGAGCGCAAAAGAAACGUCUCAUCCCAGUGUUGUACAAGCCAAUGAAGAAGCCUUUCCCGAGCAUCCUGCGCUUCCUGACUGUAUGCGACUACACCCGGCCCUGCACCCAGUCUUGGUUCUGGGGCAGACUGGCUAGAGCUCUGUCUCUCCCGUGAUGGCCUACUCUCAAAUCACCACGUUGUGUGUGCUUUUCGGAAGUAGCGUUGCUUGUAUUUGGGUGUGUGGUAGUUGGAGGGAAGUUCAAGGCCCGACAGCCUGUGCGCAUUGCUUAUUUUCCAGCUCUUCUGCGACAUAGACCCACGCUGAAGACUUCAUGCAAAUUUCCAUGUUUGCUCAGUGAUUUUUUUUUUUGUGAAUAAGAGGCCUCAUGAACAUUGAGUUUUGAAAUAUAAAAUCAAAGACUGAAAAAGCAACAGGA